AUGGUUUAGACCCCGCGCUUCUCAGAGGGAUCCAACUGGCUGCUUCAAUAUCCUUCUGCUCUGACCUCUGCCUGGCCCACAGUCUCUGCACAGGAAAUUACAAAGUCUGUCCAGUAUCUUGAUAACCUUGUUUGGUCAUCAGCUUCCACUCCAUUUCCUGCACAAGCCUCCUGAUUUAGAGCACAGAGAAGUGUCUUCUGGCAUCACUCUACCCCAGAAAGACUCUCCCCUUCAGCACAAGUCAGCUCUCCACCUAUGACCAGAAGAAUGGAAGAAAGGGUCACCACUGCAGAUUUUCUGAGCAAAGGUACAGAUGUCACAGCCUGGGGGACUGGACUCACAGCAAAGAAUGGAAGUGACCAGGCCCCCUCUAAAUGUGGCAAGGCAACCCUGGCCCUAAAUGUGCUGGCCUUCCUCAUUGCCCUGGUCGGGCUGGCAGGAAAUGCUGUUGUGUUCUGGCUCCUGGGAUUCCGCAUGAAGAGGAACGCCUUCUCUGUCUACAUCCUCAACCUGGCGGGAGCCGACUUCCUCUUCCUCUGCUGCCAGAUUGUGCAUUCCCUGCAAUCAUUCAUCAAGCACUCCUGUUCCAUCUCCGGAUCCAUCCCCUACUUUUUCAUCAGUGUGUCCAUCUUCGCCUACAUCUCAGGCCUGAGCUUUCUCUGUGCCAUUAGCACAGAGCGCUGCCUGUCCAUCCUGUGGCCCAUCUGGUACCGCUGCCGCCGCCCGAAGCACAUGUCAGCUGUCAUGUGUGCCCUGCUCUGGACCCUGUCCCUACUGCUGAGUGUCCUGGAAGGAAGCUACUGUGGCUUCCUGAUGAGGAAUCGUGACCAGACUUGGUGUCAGACAUUUGAUUUCAUCAUUUUCGCCUGGCUGAUUUUGUUAUGUGUGCUCCUCUCUGGGUGCAGCCUGGCCCUGCUGAGCAGGCUGUGCGGCUCCCGGCGGCUGCAGCCCACCAGGCUCUAUGUGGUCAUCCUGCUGGUAGUCCUGGUCUUCCUCCUCUGUGGCCUGCCUUUUGGCUUCAAGUGGUUUCUGUGUUACUGGGUUGAGAAACUUUGCAGUAAAACGUUUUCAUACUUUCUGACAGUGACUGGGUUUGUCCUGUCUGGCCUUAACAGCAGUGCCAACCCCAUCAUUUACUUUUUUGUUGGCUCCUUUAGGCAGCAGUGGCAGCUGCAGCAGACCCUCAAGCGGGUUCUCCAGAGGGCUCUGGAGGACAUGGCUGAGGUGGAAAAAGUGGAGGAAGCCUUCCGCAGGAAACCAAAGAGAGUUCAGGAAGCAGUUUCACGUAGUGAUUCUCCAUCAAGCAGGGUUCCGUCAGAGAAGUAAUACUUAUAGAAGUUUACAUAUAUAAUUAUGUAAGACAUUUAUAUAGUGUAAGGAGAUGAUAUACGUACAUACAUAUAUACUCAAAUGUGGUUUAACUGUCUCUGUUUGCUGAGCUGCUGCUUGUCUCUGUUUGCAAGGC
Molecule: messenger RNA, 1465 nt
Organism: Pteronotus mesoamericanus
Lineage: Eukaryota; Metazoa; Chordata; Mammalia; Chiroptera; Mormoopidae
Product: mas-related G-protein coupled receptor member X2-like
Biological process (GO): G protein-coupled receptor signaling pathway
Cellular component (GO): membrane
Molecular function (GO): G protein-coupled receptor activity
Source: RefSeq, a predicted model, not a curated record